This is a messenger RNA of Coregonus clupeaformis (lake whitefish), 2737 nucleotides long. It is a transcript of the gene ak8, whose product is annotated as adenylate kinase 8. Gene Ontology annotation, molecular function: ATP binding; AMP kinase activity; nucleoside diphosphate kinase activity. Lineage: Eukaryota; Metazoa; Chordata; Actinopteri; Salmoniformes; Salmonidae. Gene Ontology annotation, cellular component: cytoplasm. The coding region runs from base 276 to 1640 and encodes 454 amino acids. The record is from RefSeq and is a predicted model, not a curated record. Gene Ontology annotation, biological process: nucleoside triphosphate biosynthetic process. The transcript is spliced from 15 exons.
UUGCUGGGCAACAUGACACCAAUAACGUUUUCCUUAGCAACGUGCGAAUUCGUCUUGGCAAGCGACUUGGAUUCAUAUGAUAAGCAGACUGCAAAUCACCUUAUUGCAAUGGAUGAAACUGCAAAACCCCUAAGAAUUCCACCUGAAAUGGCUAUUUAUGCAGAGAAGCAUGAAAUAUUUGAUUUAGUCCAGAACAGAUCUGUAACCCGGCUACCGGUUUGACAAGAGGGAGUACAGCUACAGCCGGAAGUGACUUUAUGUAGCAGACAUUGGUGAUGAAUCUUAUGGUUGAUAAGCCAGAGGAUCCCAUCCAGUAUCUAGUCGGUCUUCUCAAAAGGGGCAGUGUUGAGGUACCCAGAGUAAUGUUGUUAGGUCCACCUGCAUCAGGGAAAAGAACAAUUGCCAGGAAGCUGUGUGAACACACUCAAGUGAUCCAUAUUACAGCCAGCAACAUUCUGAAGGAAGACACUGACCUAACCAAGAAGGCUCUACAGUACAAAACCAAGCAACAGGAAAUCCCAGGUGACCUUUGGAUCAAGUUGAUUCAGCAACGGCUGUCGAAAAUAGACUGUGUCCGACGGGGCUGGGUGUUGGAGGGGAUACCUCAGACACGAGAGGAGGCCCUGUCCCUACAGGAGGCUGGAGUUGCCCCAAAUCACGUUGUGUUGCUGGAGGCUCCCGAUGCAGUGCUGAUUGAACGGAGUCAGGGCAAGAGAAUAGACCCCGUCACAGGAGAUGUGUACCAUAUCACGUUCAUUUGGCCCGAGGACAAGGAAGUGGUGCAGCGGUUAGAGCGCCAGAAGGCUGUGUCAGAGGAGCAGCUUAUCGCCCAGCUGAUGCAGCACCAUCGCAAGGUUCACGCCCUGCGCAAGACCUACCUCAACUGCCUGAAGAGCAUUGACGCCGACCAACCGCAUGUGGACGUGUUUGACCAGGUGCUGACGUACAUUCUCUCGCAGCACCGUUCUGUGGCCCCUCACACCCCCAGGGUCCUCCUCUUUGGUCCCCCUGGCUCAGGCAAGAGUCUGCAGGCGAAACUUAUCUCUCAGAAAUACAACAUUGUCAAUCUUUGCUGCGGUGAGCUUCUGGAGGCGGUUUCUGCAGACGCCACCAAUAUGGGAGAACUCAUUAAACCUUACUUGGAAUCUGGACAGCAAGUGCCUGACAGCAUGGUGCUGCAGAUCCUGACUGAGCGUCUCAGCAGGCUGGACUGUACCACACGGGGCUGGGUGCUGCAUGGCUUCCCCAGAGACCUGGAGCAGGCAGAGAAACUCCAGGAGUCCAACUUCAUCCCCAGCAGGGUUUUCUUUUUGGAGAUGACAGACGACGUGGCCAUCGAGAGAGUCACUCUGAGGUCAAUCGACCCUGUCACCGGGGAGAGGUACCACUCUCUGUAUAAGCCAGCCCCCAGUCCUGAGGUGCAGACCCGUCUGCAGUUCAAUCCCAAGGACUCCGAGGCCCAACUGCUCCGGCGGCUAAAGGAGUACUGGGCCAAUGCUUACUCCCUGCAGGACCUCUACCCUGAGGCUGUGCAUAUCAACGCUGACCAGGACCCACACACUGUCUUUGAGUCCCUAGAGAGUCGUCUAGUCGGACGUCUUCCCAAGUCCUUGCCGGACAGAGGACAAAACUACUCCUGAAGUCGAAUCGAGACCCCAUGAUUUAUCUUAUUUUUACAUUAACACAAGAGCGGAGUGAAGGUCCUUUUUAGUUAGUAUAACAUAUUGUAAUCUUAAUUGUAGAAAUAAAAGGAGUUUAUUGUUCAAACCCACUGAAGCCAUCAUCCUUGUAAUUUGUUUCCGCAUUCACUUUGUCUGUGGCCUCCUGCCCCUAAUCCUCACAAGGUGCACUGGUUAACUCUGCUUUUGCUUUAUUAACAUAUAGAAGUAACACUGAAGUCAUCUGUACAGGGGAGCCAUUAGUUUGCCAUUAGGGAGACUUAAGUGCAGCAGUUAAACAAAUAUGUUAAUAUGGCAGAUUUCUCAAAGUCCCCUCAGACGCGCUGCAAUGACUGGUCCAGACUGACUUCAUUACUGCAGAUGAGUUUGAACAUAAUAUGCAUCUCCUUUGAAUAUUUUAGUAGUAGGAUAUGGUGGGGUUUGAAAGUUUGUACACUAGAGUAAAGCAACCAAUCCCCAUGCCCUCUUUAUUUUUUUGUGUUCCACUAAUCAGUGUAGUUCUGAUUUAUUUAGUAGACAAGUCUAUGUUUCAUAAUGUGGGGGAUUGCUUACUUGAUAUUUUAGUCUGUAGUGUAAAUGCAGGUGAGAAGACAGACUUGUCCAUCUUAUCAUAAGCAUCAGAAUCUAUUUCAAAGCUCUGUAUUUGUUGUUGGUCUCAACUCAGAAAAUAGACUUGUCAAUCAACUCAAACAAUACCACUACAAAGCACGUUUUCUGAAUGUAAGUUUACAAAGAAGAACUUGCUCCAUAUUAUGAUGUUGCAUUGUAGAAAUAUAAAACUACAGUAAUUUGUCAAAAUGUCAUUUUGAAAUAAGACUGUAUUUGAAACACUCGUUAUUCAUGAUAUGUUGUAUUGCAUGGCCAAAUCAAUCAUCUCUAGAAUAUCAUUGACUAUUCUAAGAAUAAUUAUUCAAGAAGAUUCUUAGACAAAAAUGGAAAUACUGUAUUUACAUAAAAUGAAUCCUCCUCAUCAACUUAAGUGAAACAAAUAAUACAUCUUAGUAGUCACUCUUAUUCGUAUCCCAGACACUUCUACAUUAUAACCCUUCCUUGGCUUU